ACUAUUAAUAAUUCUCUGCUAAGAGAGACAAAUUUUAAAAUAAAACCCGUAUCUAAGGACAACAAACUCUUUAGCAAAGUGAGGUAGAAAGUCUACUAAACAACACAUUAAAAAAACAUCAUGGCGGUUGUGGAGGAGAGCUUUCCGAACUUGGCACGGAAUAUAAACUUUUUGAAUGAAAGUAACAAGAUAACUCGCAGGAAAGCGCUGCAAGACAUCAGUAAAGAUAUAAAUAGACGAAAGAAUGAUCUGGAAAGCUCAGAAUUACAAAGGAUUUUUAACGAACUUCUUAAACCUUUGUUGAAAGAAUUCAGCGAUCCUGCCGAGAGUUGUCGCGAACAAGCCAUAGAACUGAUGAGUGAAUUGUUAACAAUGGUGCCCGGUCAGUGUGAAUAUUUACCUUACUUAAUACCUGUUUUGGUCCAGAGAUUAGGACAGCAAGAAAUAAUGGAGAAUUCGGAAGAAGUUCGUUUGAUUCUCGUUCGAUUAUUAAUCAAAGCAAUGGAACUGAAUGGAAAGAAGAUCGGAGUUUACCUAAAUGACGUUAUAAAGAUUUUACAAAGAACCAUUAUAGAUAAUUAUCCUCAAAUCAAAAAAGAUAGUUGUGUGGCUGCUUCGUUAUUGGCAAACACUGUUCCCGAUGUUUUCCAUAUGCAAUCAGAGUCUUUGAUUAAUCCUCUUUUACAGAAUCUUACUCAUCAACAUUCAAAGGUGCGUGUCUGUGUCUUAGAAGCGAUCGGUGAUGUUAUCCAAAAUGGUAAUGGCAAAAGUGUUGAUGAUGUCAGAUCCCAUUUGGCUCAACGUCUUUUUGACCAGGUCCCUGCCGUCAGAGCUGCUGUCACAAACGUGGUUGGCAACUGGCUCCUAUACUUGCUAGAUCGAUAUUCCUACCAUCACAAACUCAUCCCGUUGCUGUUGACAAGUAUCAAUGACAGCCAGCCAUCAAUACAAGAAUCAGCCAUUGCUUUUUGGCAUGACAUAGGUUUAAAAUAUGAAAAAGAAAAUGAAAGUGAUUUAAAAGACCAAUUAGACUUUCCAGAGGAAGAACCAAAGCAUUUCCCUCCUGACACUGAGAGACCAAAUUUGGGAUGUCGUGUUCUUGUGAAUCGUCACUUAUCCAAGAUACUACCUGGAUUAAUGAAUGAUCUGAAGGACUGGGUUCCAGCUACUCGCAUCCAAGCAUCAAGUUUGCUGUGUGUACUUCUGUUGAAUGCUGAGAGGAGUAUAACACAACACUUACAGAUUCUCUUGUCUGGGAUGGUUACAGCUUGCAAAGAUGAAGAAAAACAAGUCGUAUCAAAUGUGCUAAAAUCUGCCAAACUAGUUGGUUAUUUUGUCCAAAUAGAAACUUGGAGUCACCUUCUUUUGGAUCACAUUUGCAAAAACCCUGAUGCAGCUUCAUUGAUGAUUCUCGCUGCAAUCAUCAAAGGCUGUGACCGCAGAGAACUCCACGGCCACCUGGAACCAAUCUGUAAUACAUUGAUUCUACCAGAUGUCUCUUAUCAUUUACAGGUGAAUAUAUUGGUGGAAUUGUAUCACUGUGUCCAAUCGAUAUUGUCUGUUGCCAAGGAAGAUUGCUCAGCAGUUAGCUUCCAGUUGUUUACUGUACUUAUUACUAUCUUGUCUUUGAAUUCAACUGAAAACAGUCAGCUUACCGAACAAUAUCAGAACUGUCUCCAAGAGUUAGCUGGUGUCCAAGAAUUACCUGGUGCCUCAAAGCAACUCUUUAAAGAACAUAGUCCACUACUACUGGUCAAACUGAAAGAGACACACAAAGAAUGGACAAGUCAGUCAUUUGAAAGGAAUAUCUUUGAGACUCUUAUAAUGAAAGCUAAUGAAUCUGCAUUGCCAUUAUUGAUAGACGAUAUAACAGAAAUUCUAAGUGAGUGUUUAGAUGUUGAGAAAAACGCAGAGUUCCGACUGAAGAUGAUGACCCUGCUGUCUUGUGCGAUCAUUGAGCAUAAACCAAGUACAGAGGUGCCUCACCCAUUCAGUAGUAAUGCACUCAAGAUGGUUCAGAAGAUGAUUGUACCAAACCUUAUCUGGAAAGCAGGGAGGAUUGCCGCAGCGAUUAGGACUUCUGCCACGUCUGCAAUCUGGGCUCUGCUGCAGAGCAAAGCUGUGUCAAAUGAAGAGCUGAUAUUGGUGUCGUCAGAGCUGUUACCCCAGAUUCUGUCUUCAAUGGAGGAUGAUAACAAAAGCACACGUUUGAUCAGUUGUCGAGUGCUGACACGGCUGUUGGAGAACAUGACUGCCUGUCAGCAGAUUGACUAUGACACAUUGCACAAGAUCUACCCUCAUCUUCUGAAACGUCUAGAUGAUGCCUGUGACGACAUUCGUGUUGUUGUGGCCACAACCUUCCUGGCUUAUUUUGAUGCCUUCUCUGAUGACUACGACACAGAUCUCUAUAAAGCCCAUUUAGAAGUGAUGUACCAAGGCUUGCUGCUGCAUCUUGACGACUCGGAGAAGUCAAUACAGGACGCCAUAUUAAAUGUGUUGAAAAAAGCAGGUCAUUUAAAACCAGCCAUGUUAGUUAGUGAAAUAAAUAAAGUGAAACACAAGCACCGAACUACCAUCUACUGUGACCGACUGCUGUCAUUAUUUACGUGAAUGCCUAGUGUUUCUAUUUUUUUGGGGGGUUUUUUUUUGUGCAAUUUCAGAUUUAUCAUCCAAAUCUCAUAUUUUUAUUAUUAUUGUUUUUCAUGUUUUACAGUUUUAGUCUAUGUAUAAUUAUUCUCCCUUUAUGAAAUUAAAGCAGAAAAUGAAAAUAAAAUGCUAAAUGUUAA
Octopus bimaculoides (California two-spot octopus) is the source of this 2786-nucleotide messenger RNA. RefSeq names its product dynein axonemal assembly factor 5. Gene Ontology annotation, cellular component: cytoplasm. NCBI's taxonomy places the organism in Eukaryota, Metazoa, Mollusca, Cephalopoda, Octopoda, Octopodidae. Gene Ontology annotation, biological process: outer dynein arm assembly; inner dynein arm assembly; cilium movement. Gene Ontology annotation, molecular function: dynein intermediate chain binding. The record is from RefSeq and is a predicted model, not a curated record.